Messenger RNA from Lodderomyces parapsilosis, 1950 nucleotides. RefSeq lists its product as uncharacterized. The transcript has a single exon. Gene Ontology annotation, cellular component: nuclear speck; U2-type prespliceosome; U2AF complex. Bases 1 to 1950 code for a protein of 649 amino acids. The record is from RefSeq and is a predicted model, not a curated record. Lineage: Eukaryota; Fungi; Ascomycota; Pichiomycetes; Serinales; Debaryomycetaceae. Gene Ontology annotation, molecular function: pre-mRNA 3'-splice site binding; poly-pyrimidine tract binding.
AUGUCAAACCCAUCACCACACGAAUAUUCGCGAAGAGGAAAAUACGGUGAUACUAACAGGACAUCAUCAGCACGCUCAGGUUCAUCGAUUCGAUCGCGUGAAGAAUACCCCCAAAAAUACCACAGUUCAGGCACACACAAUGAUCCCUCUCAUCCCCUACGUCAAAAUAUAAGUGGUAAUGACAGAAGUAUCUAUCAAGCUUAUGCGUACCGAGAUCGUGGAAAGGAAAGAUAUGCCGAUACACCACAGGAGCCAAUCGCACAUCAAGGAAAUGAAGGAAAUGAAGGAAAUUCUGAAACACUUAACCAAUCGAACUUUUCUCGAGGUAAUGAAAGAAAUGUCGAGAGGGGUAAUAAUGUCGCUCGAAGCAGUCACCUCGAGAGAGGUAAUGAAUCGAUCUCAUAUGGAGAGCAGCAGAGGUAUUUCGAUGGGUCAAAUUCAUAUCGAGCAAAGCAGCGGUAUCCCGAACCACAGAAUGGGCCGAAUUCGUACCAUGGUGACAGCUAUAGGCCUAGGAACAACAAGAGGCGGUACGAUGACUACCAAGAAAACUCUUAUUGGCCUAACCAGUCGCGAAAGAGAGAUCAGUACGACACAAGCUAUCAUUCUGAGCCUCGCAGAUUUCAGCAAACACUCCCUCCUAGGUCAGAAGCAAAAUUGUCGAAAGCUGACAUUGAAAACGGUAUUAAAGAAUUGGAACGCCAUUUGGAAAGCUUAAGUGGGGUACAACCAUUGAAUGAAAUCAAGGUUAUUGACUCGCGGUGGGGUGUCAAGGCAAAGGGCUUUGAAAAAGUAAGUGCGCCAAGAGCAAAACUAUCAGGGUUGUUUCCAUUGCCUGGAUUCCCACGUCCUGUUGAUUUUACAAAGCUAGAAGGGUUGGUGAAAGAUAGACUAUCGAAUAGCAACGAUAUUUUGAACGAAGCAAGUAGGAUUGAUCCCGUUGAUUCAAGAGUGGCGAAAACUCUAGUCAUUAGUGGCAUUGAAUCGAUUAAUUACUUGAAGAUUGUUGAAUUUUUUAACGACUAUUUAAGAAUGAUUGAUUUCGAACAAAGCUCAAGUAAUAAUGUACACAGUAAAAGGAAAUCAAAGGAUGACAAGACGUUGAUUAUUGAAUUCAAUAAUAGUGAGUGUGCAACAAUUAUUUACUCGUUAAAUGGCACAGAACUACUUUUCAAUGCUUAUAAGGAGAAUCAUGUUGAAAGAAGGGAAUUGGCGGAUAAAUUCCGAUUACAAAUAUCCAGACCAAAUGAGUAUGUUGUUCAGGAUGAAGCGACUACCUCAGAGGAGGUCCAGGAAAUUGUCAAAGAUAGCCCAAGAAAGAUUUCCCUUGUUGUGUCGCCCAAUGUUUCCUCUGAUGAUGCAAGGGAACAUCUUCUGACAUUGGCCCCUCUCGUUGGAAUGCAAUAUUUCCGAGAAAAAGGUACUAAAGAGCCUUUGGGGUUGAUAUUUGCAGAAUUCAGACUGAAUGAGGAAGGUAUCAUUGACAAGUUGAUGGGAUUGUCUUUUGUGACGAAUGCUUUUUACUCGUGCCUUCCAAAUAAAAAAACACCAAUACAAAAUGGACCUAUUGAUUACUAUACGUUGCCAAAAUUAGUAAAUAAUGAACUAGUUUGCCCUAGAGCUAGUUCAAAUGUGGUUCAGUUGAUAAAUGCUGUUUCGAUAAAAGACUUGAUGGAUGAUUCGAAUGUAAGGUUUUUGCACAAAGAUAUAAAAGAUGAAGCAUCUCAGUUUGGGACAGUUGUGUCCAUCAAAAUUCCACGACCAGCCAAUGAUUUUACACCAGGAUUGCAGCAGUUGAAUAUCGCCGGAUUGGGGAAAAUAUUUAUUGAAUUUGAUGACGAAAAGUCCGCAUUGAAGGCGAUAAUGGAGCUUUCAGGAAGACUGUACAAUGACCGUACAGUUCUUGCAACUUAUUUUGACCAUGAAGAUUUCAAGAGAAACAUCAUCUAA